This is a messenger RNA of Harpegnathos saltator (Jerdon's jumping ant), 3464 nucleotides long. RefSeq names its product zinc finger transcriptional factor charlatan (gene chn). The transcript has 9 exons. The record is from RefSeq and is a predicted model, not a curated record. The coding region runs from base 607 to 2967 and encodes 786 amino acids. NCBI's taxonomy places the organism in Eukaryota, Metazoa, Arthropoda, Insecta, Hymenoptera, Formicidae.
AGAGAGAGAGAGAAAGACAGGGUACGUGUGUACUCCGGGAGAGCGCGUGUGCCGAUGGCGCUCGAGAGCGGGCGCUCGCGAUACUCCGCGGUAUCGGAUUCGAUGGCGAGCACGAUGACGAUGUCGCGGGUGCGCGUGGUCGAUAGACCGGCCGUGUUACCGCGGUCUUUACCGUGGCCCUUUUCGCGAAGUGUGCACGAGUACGUAAUGGCGAGGCGGCAGCGACGACUACGACACCGACGACGACGACGACGACGACGACGACGAUGAUGACGACGCGAUGGCAAUGGCGAUGGCAAUGGCGAUGACGUUGGCAACGGCGGUGGAGCAAUCGCUCUCCUCUACCACGCGGACCAGUGGCCGAAAGGAGAAACGAGAGAGCGAAAUGAGGAGAGAAGAUGUUUCGUCUGGACGCGCGACGUGCACACGUAUAUACAAUCAUGUCUCGUGUACAUAUACGGUUAUACGUACGUACACACGUGAACACGCAGAUCUGCCUGGCGUCCUUGAGUGAAUGUUUGACGACGAUUAAGCAGGUAGACGGAUUGCCCGACGACAAAAGGAAAGGUUUCAAAGAAUAGUUGGUUACCGUUAUAGCCUUCAAAAAUGGAGGGUGGAAUCAGUAGGCUGGAUUGCUACGAGGACAUGUUCAAAGAAAUUACGAGGAAACUUUACGGGGAGGACCCCGACCAUAGAACGUCAAGCGUGCAAAACGAGUUCGAGACAUCAGUUUCGUACAAAAAUGACGAAGAUACCGGAAACGGAACUGAUGGCAGUGAUGACGGAAAUUGGACGUGUGAAGAAGAACCGCUCAAGGGUACAGACGGGAGCAGAAUUGCAGCUUAUCACGCGAGUAAAGGCACAUGGCGAUGUUACGAGUGCGGUGAUGUUAUGGGGGGUGGUCCACGAGAGGCUGCAGAGCACUUUAUGGAACUACAUUCGUCACGAAUUCUUGCUGACGACAAUAGGCAUAGGCAUCAUUCGCCACGCAAAGAUUAUUUGCAGACAGAGUUAAAAGUUGACGACGUAGUAACGUACUUGGAAAGGUUGAGGGAAAGGGCUGAACGAGCUGCUCCUCCCACUCGUAGAACACAAGAAACACAAACUUUACCUGCGACUCUAUUACCCAUGACUCCCACGUUUUUGCUACAAGAGUUGCCCUCUACGCCACAAUCACAGCAUCUGCAUCAGACCACACCACCGCCUUCCACUUCGACACCAUCCACGAGCGCGGCGGUUAAGCGAUACAACUGCCAAUGUUGUCCUUACGGCACCGAUAGGCGUGAUCUAUUUGUACGCCACGAGAACAUUCAUCGGGAGGACAAGCCUUUCUACUGUUAUGAAUGCCACAAGCCCUUCAAUCGUGCUGACCACGUAAAAAAGCAUUUCGCACGUAUGCAUCGUGACAGCGUUUACGAUGUCACGAGAAUAAGAAGGCCUCCGGAGCCGAAACCAAUAGUACAAGAUCAGAUUGAAGCACCGGGGCCUAGCAACAGCAUAAAUGGUCAACAGCAACAGCAACAGCAGCAACAACAGCAACAACAUGUUGGUUACCAGCCUUUCACUGGUAGCAGGGCGUAUCAAUUACAACCAACCCCUGGAACGAGCAAUGGGAUUUAUCAAGCGCCUACAAUGCAAAAUAUUGCUAGUGGGAUUUCGUUACCCGAAACAAAUACCAAUAGAAGGGGGCAAAAUAGUGGAUGUCACAGUAAAAGCCACACCAAAAGUAAUUCAAAGAAUGCGAACGAACGAAGGUUUUCGUGUCAGUACUGUGCAUGGACGGGAGUGGACAAUUGGUGUUUAAAAAGACAUUUGAAUACUCAUAUUAAGCCGUAUUUAUGUACACUAUGCGACUACAAAGCAGCACGUUCCGAGAGACUCUCGACGCAUUUGUUGAGGGUACACGCUAAAAAACAGUGUACAAAAUGCCCCACGAUCUUGUUCGAUACCGACGCCGAGUUGCAAAUGCACCAAUUACAAACACAUCGUAUGACCAGUGCAUCAACAUCGACCUCUCGGGCGGCACCGUCGACAAGUCGAGCUACGAUACAACAACCAUUGCAGCAUCCCGCUGUCGGAGGCCGUGCGCCACCUGGGCCGCCCGUUUUUCCAGCUCCAGCCCAACCAAUAACACAAUCUUCCUCCAGCGCCGGGGUACAGGCGGCAAAUAUUCCUCUCGGCCACGAGAUGGUAAAGUCCCCUGCAACUGCAACGACUAUGGCAUACCCCACGGAGGAGGAGAAGCGAUCGUAUCGUUGCGCUGGCGACGUCAACGGUGACGGUGACGUCAACCAUGACGACGACAACAACGACGACGGCUACGACGAUGACAAUGACGGCGUCGUCCGAAAAAAUGGUAACCGCGAGGAACGCAAUCAUGAUUUCGGCGCCCGUUGCGUCUGCAGUUUCAAGAGCGAUAGGGACUUUAAAUCACGUAGCGAUUGCAAUAACAGAUGUGCUAAGAACGAUAUUGAUGUGUCCGACAGCUUGUUACUUGAGCAGUUUAACCGAUUAAACGGGAAUUACCAGUCGAUAAUGGAGGAGAUUAAACGAGAGCUGCACAGCGCGGAGAUUGUGCUAGAUCACACGCAAAAUGAAGAAUCGCAGGAUUCAUGGUUGCACGAUGCAAUUGACACCGACAUGAUACACACCGCUUUAAUUCAACGUCUACACGGUCAGGAGAGCAAUGAAACCGAGACGCAAGAACGGACAAGACGACGGAAGCAACUGCACCCGAAGAAAGUGGUACCCUGUAAACUCUCGGAGUCGAAUGGUUUAACUGAAGAUUGGUUGUGCACUAUGGACUCAUCCAAUUCACCGCCACCUGUGGCCACCGAAAUUGGCAUAUUCAAAGCGAAGAUAUACGACUUCGCAAAAACAAAACAGAGAUAUGCACCAUACCUAGCAAGAAAGAAACAAUGGAAAGCUAUGCUAAAUAACCACAAAGGAAGAAACGUGGGAGAGUAGAAAGCGAGGAGAGAGGAGAAGUAAGCGACACAAACAACGACGACUGCUUCUAGACUGCAGCUGAUAAGGAUACAUACUCUCCUGCAUACGAGACUAUCCUAAGUCUAUACUGAUCGUCGGCAAUGUGAACAGCAAUGGGUACUACUACACGAACAGAAUGAGACGAUCUACAUUAGUGGCUGCUGGCAAAAAACGCUUUAAUAUUGAUAAAAUUUAUGCUCCAGUUUCCAAAACCAAAGAACUAUAUCAAAAAUUUGUUUGUAGGAAGUAAAAUUGCAAUGACGGUACGGAGCUAGCGCACAGACUCGUUCCUACGUGUUAAAAUGCGUUCAGCAGAAAAAAUUGCUUUAUGACCGUUCGAAUUCAUGAAUUCAAUCUAUCUAUGAAUUGGUAUAUGUUCUUAUAUUCAACCGAGAUUAACAAUGUAUACAAAUCAGAUUCACAAAUUUUAUACGGUUGUAAAAUAGUUUUUGUUGCUGAACGCAUUUAUUAACAAA